GCUCAGAAAAAUAUCAGCAAGGCUGAUAAGAAAAAGAAGCGCAGGAGGAAGGAGAGCUACGCAAUCUACAUUUACAAAGUCUUGAAGCAAGUGCAUCCUGACACUGGAAUCUCCAGCAAAGCCAUGAGCAUCAUGAACAGUUUCGUCAACGACGUCUUUGAACGCAUUGCGGCCGAAGCAUCUCGUCUGGCUCAUUACAACAAACGUUCCACUAUCACGUCUCGGGAAAUUCAGACUGCUGUUCGUCUACUGUUACCUGGUGAACUUGCCAAGCACGCUGUCAGUGAAGGCACUAAGGCUGUCACCAAGUAUACCAGCUCCAAGUGAACAUGCAAUCACUAUUAUAAACCGGCCCUUUUAAGGGCCACAAAUAUUUCAAACGUAGGAAAUUCCUCAUUUACACUAUAAAAUCCCCUUUCUCUGUAUUACCAUAAAUUCUGCACAAUUUGAUGUUUGAAGUAUUUGCAUAAUAUGCUCAAGUUUGAUGAAAAUAGUUUAUGAAAGUACCGGCGUAAAAAUUUUGGCACAUCUUUAGAUAAAACUACAUAACGAGAAAGUGUGAUAUGCAUUAUUAUAUCAAAUUAGAAAAUAUUUUCUUGUAGGGCUACUAAAAUAAAAACUAAGUCUGUAGUCAGGUUAAAUACAUUUAUUACACGAUGUGGCUCUAACGAGGAACGGCGACUAACUGCUUUUCCUCAGUUGCUUUUCUAAAAAGGAAAACUGCUGU
Molecule: messenger RNA, 727 nt
Organism: Nomia melanderi (Alkali bee)
Lineage: Eukaryota; Metazoa; Arthropoda; Insecta; Hymenoptera; Halictidae
Product: histone H2B
Cellular component (GO): nucleosome
Molecular function (GO): protein heterodimerization activity; structural constituent of chromatin; DNA binding
Source: RefSeq, a predicted model, not a curated record